AUGGAACUCGCUUCUCGAAGGCGUAGCAUCGGGCCUGCCACUGGUGACAUGGCCCAUGGGAGCGGAGCAAUUCUACAACGUCUAACUGAUGACACAACUGUUAAAAACAAGGAUGAGUGUGGGAGUGAAGAAGAUGAUGAAAGUUGUUGGAGAUUUCAUUGGCAGAGAGAAAGUGGAGAAAGCGGUAUGGGAAGUGAUGGUUGGGGAAGAGAGGAGAAUACAUGCAAAGGAGUUAGUGAAAAUUGGGAAAGACGCGGUGAAAGGAGGAUCUUCAGAUGUAGUGUUGAAUAG
This is a messenger RNA of Arabis nemorensis, 291 nucleotides long. Lineage: Eukaryota; Viridiplantae; Streptophyta; Magnoliopsida; Brassicales; Brassicaceae. The record is from the annotation of a GenBank genome assembly.